Molecule: messenger RNA, 369 nt
Organism: Ostertagia ostertagi
Lineage: Eukaryota; Metazoa; Nematoda; Chromadorea; Rhabditida; Trichostrongylidae
Source: the annotation of a GenBank genome assembly
AUGCGCAGUGUGGUGCUUCUCAUUACAGAAUUGGCCGUGUUCCUGCAUCUCACGGAGGUGACUCCAGGUCUGUCCUGCACUUUCACACAACUUCCUCCUUCUGCAGUGACAAAAACAUCACAAGCAAAUAGAAAAAGCGGAAUUGAUAUCGAAAGUUGCCUGAAAUUCUGCUUCGAGAGCUCAAACUGUGCUGACGUCACGUUUUUUUCUAGUUCGGGGGAUUGCAUCGUUGAUGUUCUUGGAGGGACUACUUCGAGCGUGGAAGCAGUCUACACUUUUGGUGGGAAAGUUUACCAGCUUGAUCGAACCGUGGUGAACAUGAGCUGCCCAGCGAUGGAACAGUGGCUGAAGAACGGACCAAUCAACUAA